AAUAUGCAAAAAGACACCGAGCGAGCGAGGAUGUUUGGUUUCGUUGUAAAAAGUUACAUUGCCUAAUCAGAUCGAACAACGACAGAUCUCUACAGCGCUGGGUUUCUUCUUCUUCUUCUUCUUCGUGCUACGGGACAGCGAAAGAUUGGGUUUGCGACUAUGUUGGGUUCGGAAUCGAACUUGGAAGCUCAGUAAUUGUCAUUGCUCCAACAAAAAUGAAGGCUGGGAGUGCUGCGAAGCUCAUCGUCGAUGCUCUGCUACAGCGCUUCCUCCCACUCGCCAGGCGUCGCAUCGAAACUGCUCAGGCACAGUUCAAAAUUGUAUCUGGAUAUGCGUGACGGUGAAAUGUAGAUUCCAAUUGUAUUUUUUGUUGGUAUACAAAGCAGCCCAACACAUGGAACUGGGAUUACAGGCGAAUCAUUUUUACCCGAAAACGAGCCAAGGUGUCUACAGACUGCUGCAUCCAGGAGGGGGGAGAAAUUCAACGGAUUCACUUCUCUUAGGCCGUGUUUGGUUCAAGGACUUGGGAAGGGAUUUGGAAAGGAAAAGGGAAAAGCUUCUUGCCUUGGCCUGCGGAAUAAACAGGAUGGACAAUACCUUCGACCAUCGGACCCCGCCUAUGAACAAGUAUUGGAUUCCUUAGCUAUGGUGGCACGGCAUACUCCCGUACCACUCCUGGAAGCUCUUCUUAGAUGGAGAGAAAGUGAAUCCCCAAAGGGUGCAAAUGAUGCAUCUACAUUUCAGAGAAAGCUUGCAGUGGAGUGCAUUUUUUGCUCAGCAUGUAUUCGAUUUGUGGAGUGCUGCCCACAAGAAGGACUAACAGAGAAGCUGUGGGUUGGGCUUGAAAAUUUUGUAUUUGACUGGCUAAUAAAUGCUGACAGGGUUGUUAGCCAAGUCGAUUAUCCUUCAUUGGUUGAUUUGCGGGGCCUACUUCUGGACCUUGUUGCACAACUCCUAGGUGCUUUGUCUCGAAUCAGGUUUAGUCCUGUGACUGAACGUUUUUUCAUGGAACUCAAUACUCGUCGGAUUGAUACUAGUGUUGCUCGAAGUGAAACACUUAGUAUAAUUAAUGGAAUGCGCUAUCUGAAACUUGGGGUUAAGACUGAGGGUGGACUGAAUGCAUCAGCUUCUUUUGUGGCAAAAGCAAACCCUCUUAAUCGUGCUCCCCAUAAAAGAAAAAGUGAACUUCAUCAUGCUCUAUGCAAUAUGCUUUCACAUAUUCUAGCACCACUAGCAGAUGGUGGAAAAGGCCAAUGGCCUCCUUCUGGAGUAGAACCUGCACUUACCUUUUGGUACGAAGCCCUUGCACGAAUAAGAGGGCAGCUUAUGCAUUGGAUGGACAAACAGAGCAAACAUAUAGCUGUUGGUUAUCCUUUGGUGACUCUUCUUCUCUGUCUUGGUGAUCCUAAUGUUUUCCUCAGUAACUUUGGCUCACACAUGGAGCAGCUCUACAAGCAUCUUAAAGACAAGAACCACCGUUUUAUGGCCUUGGACUGUCUUCAUCGGGUUUUGAGGUUUUACUUGACUGUUCAUGGGGAUUCCCAGCCACCAAAUCGGGUAUGGGACUACCUAGACAGUGUGACCUCACAACUCCUAAACAUUCUUAGGAAGGGAAUGCUAACUCAGGAUGUUCAACAUGACAAAAUUGUUGAAUUUUGUGCGACUAUAGCAGAACAUAAUCUUGAUUUUGCCAUGAACCAUAUGAUAUUGGAAUUGCUGAAGCAAGAUAGUCCAAGUGAAGCUAAGGUUAUUGGUCUUCGUGCCUUGCUUGCCAUUGUUAUGUCUCCUUCCAGCCAGCAUGUUGGCCUAGAAAUUCUUCAUGGUCAUAAUAUUGGCCACUACAUUCCAAAAGUAAAGGCUGCAAUUGAGUUGAUUCUAAGGUCUUGUCACAGAAUCUAUAGUCAAGCUCUUCUUACUUCUUCAAGGACCACAAUAGUAAAUGAAUUGCAUGCUUCUCUAGAUGCCGUAACCAAGGAAAAGUCACAAGGAUAUCUUUUCCGGUCAGUUCUGAAGUGCAUACCAUAUCUAAUUGAAGAAGUUGGCCGAAGUGAUAAAAUCACUGAAAUAAUACCUCAGCAUGGCAUUAGUAUUGAUCCUGGUGUUCGUGAGGAGGCAGUACAGGUACUGAAUCGGAUAGUGAGAUACCUUCCACAUCGCCGUUUUGCAGUUAUGAGAGGAAUGGCCAACUUCAUCCUACGGCUUCCUGAUGAGUUCCCUCUUCUCAUUCAAACUUCAUUGGGACGCCUGUUAGAACUAAUGCGUUUUUGGAGAGCUUGUCUACCUGAUGAUAGGAUAGACUAUGAUGCACAAGAGGCAAAGCGUGUGCAGAGGAGUGAUGGAUUCAAGAAGUCUUCUUUCCGUCAAUCAGGAGAAGCAAUUGAGUUUCGUGCUUCGGAGAUAGAUGCAGUUGGCCUUAUAUUCCUUAGUUCUGUUGAUAGUCAGAUCAGGCAUACAGCAUUGGAGUUACUGCGCUGUGUUCGUGCUUUAAGAAAUGAUAUACGGGAACUUGCAAUGUAUGAGAGAUCAGACUUGAAGAAUGAGGCUGAACCAAUAUUUAUAAUUGAUGUUUUAGAAGAGAACGGGGAUGACAUUGUUCAGAGCUGCUAUUGGGAUUCUGGGCGUCCAUUUGAUUUGAGGCGAGAGUCCGAGGCAGUACCGCCAGAUGUGACGCUUCAAUCUAUUUUAUUUGAGAGCCCUGAUAAGAACAGAUGGGCUCGAUGUCUUAGUGAACUAGUCAAAUAUGCUGCUGACCUUUGCCCGAGCUCUGUUCAGGAAGCAAAGUUAGAGGUCAUUCAGCGUCUUGCUCAUAUCACACCUUUCGAGUUGGGCGGAAAAGCUCAUCAGUCGCAGGAUAUAGACAAUAAACUAGAUCAGUGGCUUAUGUAUGCAAUGUUUGCAUGCUCAUGUCCACCAGAUAGUAGGGAAACUGGUGGUUUAUCAGCAUCCAAAGAUCUCUUCCAUCUUAUUUUCCCGUCACUAAAAUCUGGAUCUGAAGCCCAUAUACAUGCUGCCACCAUGGCUCUUGGUCACUCACAUCUUGAGGUAUGCGAAAUCAUGUUCAGUGGGCUUGCAACUUUCAUUGACGAGGUUUCUCUGGAAACUGAGGGAAAACCAAAGUGGAAGAGUCAAAAGGCUCGUCGUGAAGAACUUCGUACCCACAUUGCUAAUAUAUACCGCACUGUUGCUGAGAAUAUCUGGCCAGGCAUGCUAGGGCGCAAGCCAGUUUUCCGCGUUCAUUAUUUAAAGUUCAUUGAAGAAACAAACAAACAAAUCUUAACUGCACCUGUGGAGAUCUUUCAAGAAAUGCAACCUCUCCGUUAUGCACUAGCUUCUGUUCUAAGAUCAUUAGCCCCUGAAUUUGUCGAGUCGAAAUCUGAGAAGUUUGACCUUAGAACCAGAAAACGACUGUUUGAUCUUCUUCUCUCCUGGUGUGAUGACACAGGUAGUACAUGGAGUCAGGAUGGUUCUAGCGAUUACCGACGUGAAGUUGAACGUUACAAGUCCACUCAGCAUGUUCGGUCAAAGGAUUCUAUAGAUAAAUUUACAUUUGAUAAAGAGGUGAACGAACAAAUCGAGGCAAUCCAGUGGGCCUCGAUGAACGCUAUGGCUUCACUAUUGUAUGGUCCUUGCUUCGAUGACAAUGCAAGAAAAAUGAGCGGCCGAGUAAUAUCGUGGAUUAAUAGUCUAUUUAUUGAGCCUGCACCAAGGGCUCCGUUUGGUUAUUCUCCGGCAGAUCCAAGAACACCAUCGUACUCCAAAUAUGCAGGAGAUGGUGGGCGUGGAGCUACUGGACGUGAUAGGCACAGGGCUGGCCAUCUUCGCGUGUCCCUUGCAAAACUGGCCUUAAAGAAUCUCCUCCUUACAAAUUUGGAUCUGUUUCCUGCUUGCAUUGAUCAGUGCUACUAUUCUGAUGCUGCUAUAGCUGAUGGCUACUUCAGUGUACUUGCUGAGGUCUACAUGCGCCAAGAGAUUCCGAAAUGUGAAAUUCAGAGAUUGUUGAGCCUGAUCCUCUACAAGGUUGUGGACCCAUCUAGACAAAUACGCGAUGAUGCUCUUCAGAUGCUCGAAACACUUUCAGUCCGUGAAUGGGCUGAGGAUGGUAUCGAAGGCUCGGGAAGUUAUCGAGCCGCUGUUGUUGGCAACCUCCCUGACUCCUACCAACAGUUCCAAUACAAACUCUCCUGCAAGCUCGCCAAAGAUCAUCCUGAUUUGAGCCAGCUACUUUGUGAGGAGAUCAUGCAGAGGCAACUUGAUGCUGUUGAUAUAAUUGCACAGCAUCAAGUUCUAACAUGCAUGGCUCCUUGGAUUGAGAAUCUCAAUUUCUGGAAGCUCAAGGAUUCGGGUUGGAGUGAUAGAUUAUUGAAAAGUCUCUAUUAUGUAACGUGGCGACACGGUGACCAAUUCCCCGAUGAAAUCGAGAAGCUUUGGAGCACAAUUGCUAGCAAACCUAGAAACAUUAGUCCAGUUCUGGAUUUCUUGAUCACAAAAGGGAUUGAAGAUUGUGAUUCUAAUGCAUCUGCUGAAAUUAGUGGUGCAUUCGCUACAUACUUUUCAGUUGCUAAACGUGUCAGUUUAUAUUUGGCUCGCAUUUGCCCACAGCGUACAAUUGAUCACCUGGUUUACCAAUUAGCUCAGCAGAUGCUUGAGGAAAGCGUGGAACAUGUUAGGCCCGGUGCAAAUAAAGAUGGAAAUUUCGUGUUGGAAUUCUCUCAGGGGCCUGCAGUGACCCAAAUUGCUUCUGUUGUGGACACCCAACCCCAUAUGUCUCCAUUACUUGUGCGGGGAUCUCUUGACGGUCCACUCAGGAACAGUGGGAGUUUGAGCUGGAGAACAGCAGGUGUUGGGGGCCGAAGUGCUUCGGGUCCACUGAGUCCAAUGCCUCCCGAGUUGAACAUCAUUCCUGUAAGUGCUGGCCGGUCAGGCCAGCUCCUUCCAGCUUUGGUAAACAUGUCAGGGCCAUUAAUGGGGGUACGGAGUUCAACGGGAAGCUUGCGUAGUCGCCAUAUGUCUCGAGACAGUGGAGACUACCUCAUCGACACUCCAAACUCCGGUGAAGAUGGGUUGCAUUCUGGGGUUGGAAUGCACGGUGUUAGUGCUAAAGAACUUCAAUCAGCGUUACAAGGGCAUCAACAACACUCACUGACUCAUGCAGACAUAGCAUUGAUUCUACUUGCAGAAAUUGCAUAUGAAAAUGAUGAGGAUUUUCGGGAGCACCUGCCUUUACUGUUUCACGUCACGUUUGUCUCGAUGGAUAGUUCGGAAGAUAUUGUGCUGGAGCACUGCCAGCACUUGCUUGUUAAUCUUUUAUAUUCGCUUGCAGGUCGGCACUUGGAGUUGUAUGAGGUUGAAAAUAGCGAUGGAGAGAACAAGCAACAGGUUGUGAGUCUGAUCAAUUAUGUUCAGUCCAAGCGAGGUAGCAUGAUGUGGGAGAAUGAGGACCCCACGGUUGUAAGACCCGAGCUCCCAAGUGCAGCGCUCUUGUCUGCCCUAGUUCAGAGCAUGGUCGAUGCCAUUUUUUUCCAAGGAGACCUCCGGGAAACUUGGGGUACUGAGGCACUCAAAUGGGCUAUGGAGUGCACUUCGAGACACCUUGCGUGCCGAUCACACCAGAUUUACCGUGCACUGCGGCCAUGUGUUACAAGCGAUGCAUGCGUUUCACUUCUUCGUUGCCUCCACAGGUGUUUGGGAAAUCCAGUACCUGCAGUUUUGGGAUUCAUUAUGGAAAUUCUAUUGACCUUACAAGUGAUGGUGGAGAAUAUGGAGCCUGAAAAAGUAAUACUCUACCCCCAACUUUUCUGGGGGUGUGUAGCAAUGAUGCACACCGACUUCGUUCAUGUUUACUGCCAGGUGCUAGAGCUAUUUUCUCUUGUGAUUGAUCGUUUAUCGUUCCGGGACCGAACAACUGAAAACGUACUCCUUUCUAGUAUGCCACGAGAUGAGCUCGACUUGAGUGUCAGUGACAGUGCUGAUUUUCAACGGAUGGAAUCGAGGAAUCUCUGUGAGCCAUCACCUUCCGGUAGGAAGGUGCCGACCUUUGAAGGCGUACAGCCUCUUGUGCUUAAAGGACUCAUGUCGACCGUUAGUCAUGGUGUCUCUAUUGAGGUUCUCUCACGGAUCACUGUUCACUCUUGCGAUUCAAUUUUUGGGGUUGCAGAGACACGGCUCUUGAUGCACAUCACAGGAUUACUUCCCUGGCUCUGCUUGCAGCUCAGCCACGAUGUAGUAGUGGGCCCCACUUCACCGCUUCAACAGCAGCACCAAAAAGCUUGCUCUGUCGCAGCCAACCUCUCAAUUUGGUGUCGAGCAAAAUCACUGGACGAACUAGCCACGGUUUUUAUGGCGUACUCUCACGGUGAAAUCAAGAGUAUUGACAACUUGCUUGCAUGUGUGUCACCUCUGUUAUGCAACGAGUGGUUUCCGAAGCACUCUGCACUGGCUUUUGGGCACUUGCUACGACUUCUGGAGAAAGGGCCGGUCGAAUAUCAGCGGGUGAUACUUCUCAUGCUCAAGGCAUUGCUCCAACACACUCCCAUGGAUGCUGCUCAGAGCCCACAUAUGUAUGCAAUUGUGUCUCAGCUUGUUGAGAGCACUUUGUGCUGGGAAGCACUUAGUGUUUUGGAAGCCCUUUUGCAAAGCUGUGGGUCUAUAACCGGGUCACACCCGCACGAUCCAGGUUUCUUUGAGAAUGGGCCGGGUGGGACAGAUGAGAAGGUUCUUGUUCCUCAGACCUCGUUUAAGGCUAGGAGUGGACCCUUACAGUUUGCAAUGGGACCCGGGUUCGGACCAGGUUCAGCACCAGUUGUUCAUGGCAGUGCAACGGAAUCUGGGAUGUCUGCUAGAGAGUUAGCUUUGCAGAACACCAGCCUAAUCCUUGGGCGGGUCCUCGACAGCUGCGCACUUGGGAGGAGGAGAGAUUACAGGAGGUUGGUGCCUUUUGUGACCACAAUUGGAAACCCAUAGUUGUAUUCAGCGCGUAAUUUUAGACUUUCGAUACUGAUAUAUUAGCUAAUAUAUGAUCUGGAUUUUUAAAACAUGGGUGCUUCCUUAUAUUUUUUUCUUGCACAUUUAUUUUGGUGGAUGGAAUGCCUAGGGUUUGGGGGCUCGUUUGUAAAUAGAGAUCAUAGCCUAGUGGCUGUUUUGGCAUGUUUUUAUAUUAAUCAAGUUUUAGAACUUGGAACACC
Molecule: messenger RNA, 7181 nt
Organism: Camellia sinensis
Lineage: Eukaryota; Viridiplantae; Streptophyta; Magnoliopsida; Ericales; Theaceae
Source: RefSeq, a predicted model, not a curated record